Penicillium longicatenatum is the source of this 639-nucleotide messenger RNA. RefSeq lists its product as uncharacterized. The record is from RefSeq and is a predicted model, not a curated record. The coding region runs from base 1 to 639 and encodes 212 amino acids. Lineage: Eukaryota; Fungi; Ascomycota; Eurotiomycetes; Eurotiales; Aspergillaceae. The transcript is spliced from 2 exons.
AUGGCAGUUAGUGAGAAUCGCUCCAUCGCUAUCGUGGGCGUUGGCCCAUCCAUGUCCCGCUCUCUUGCCCUGUGGCUGGCGAGCCUGGGUUGGAACAUUGCUCUCAUCUCUCGGUCCGAAGAGAAUCUUUCAAAAAUUGCGACCGAGAUCAAAAAUGCACAGACAAGCCCCGAUGCUAAAGUGGUUUACAAAACUGGCGAUACGAGUGAUCCCAGUAGUUUGAAGACUGCCCUCGACUGGUGUGUUGAGCAAUUCCAGUGCAAAUUGGACGUUUUGAAUUACAACGCCGCCCAUGUUUCCGAAACAAACAUCAUGGAUCUAUCUCCUGAGGUUCUAGACCUCGAUUUCAAGAUCGCAGCUGUUGGAACGCUCGUUGCGGGGCAAUGGUUUACGCAAAAUGCCCGACUUGAUCGAGUUGCACACGGAGAAUAUCCUAUGUUUCUAGUGACAGGUGGUCUCCUUGAUAAGAACCCGCCGCCAAUGUUUGCGUCACUCUCUGUUUCCAAAUCUGCUUCUCAGAAUGUGAGCCGAUUGUUUGCCCAGUCGCUUCCAGAAAGAUACAGCAUUCUUGUUGGCAUGCCCUUGAUUGGGGGAACAGUCAUCGGCUCAGCAACAGAAAUUGUUCAAACCGUUCUUUGA